AUGAAUUUCGUGUUCAUAUUCAAGAUACAUGAAUCAAUAAAAGUCAAUAAUUUUGGAAAUUCAUCUCACGUGCUGAAAAACCCCAACAAGGACCAGAAGAAGCAACGAUACGUGCAUUGUGAUAUGCCUUCUAAAUAUAUUGAUUUAACAGAAGUCUCGAAUUUUUACAAUUGCGAUGACAGAUCUUUAACACCAGUCAAAGUGUGCAUAAAGUCAAAAAGUGAACAGAAUGAAAUGGAACGAAUUUCUAAUUAUCCUCAAUGUUUACUCUUGGCACAAAAUCAGUGGCGUUUGAUUAAACAACAACUUGCUUUGCAUUUUGAUUUUCGUUCAAGCAGUAAGAAAGCGACAGAAAAUUUUGAAUGUAUUUUCGAAUAUUUGGCUUGCUUGUCCAAUACACCAUAUGGAUAUCAUCACCGAGAUGGUGUCAAUUAG
Molecule: messenger RNA, 435 nt
Organism: Clunio marinus
Lineage: Eukaryota; Metazoa; Arthropoda; Insecta; Diptera; Chironomidae
Source: the annotation of a GenBank genome assembly